This is a messenger RNA of Boleophthalmus pectinirostris (great blue-spotted mudskipper), 9444 nucleotides long. It is a transcript of the gene ncor2, whose product is annotated as nuclear receptor corepressor 2. The transcript has 46 exons. The record is from RefSeq and is a predicted model, not a curated record. Gene Ontology annotation, biological process: negative regulation of transcription by RNA polymerase II. Gene Ontology annotation, molecular function: transcription corepressor activity. Lineage: Eukaryota; Metazoa; Chordata; Actinopteri; Gobiiformes; Gobiidae. The coding region runs from base 324 to 7253 and encodes 2309 amino acids.
CUGAGCCGCUCGGAGUAGCACCAGAGCGCUGUGUAUGCAGGAACAGGCUCUGCACAGCGUCAAAGCGAACAAAUGAAAACCAAAACUACGCUUUCGUGUGGAUUUAUUUUGGGGCAACACGCUGAGUCGAAGUAGAAGGACUAUUGUUGGAUUUUGAGCGCCUGGCUUGACUGUGGAUUGUACCUUCUCUACCAUAACACCACCGAAUGAUUUCUCUGGCUUCGCCGCUGAGUUCGCUGGCAAAGAGAAACAGCCGAUAAUGUGCGGCGCCUCCUCUGAAACCACUCCCACUUCCUGUCUGUAGAGGAAGCGGCUGGGCCAGCAUGUCCUCCCACCAGUCCGUGCCACCGAGCCGGAGGACAGUGGAUACCAGGCACCUGUCCAACCCCGCCUCUCUACCUCUUCAGCUCCAGCGGGCACACACGGAAGUGGGGCUGGUGGACUAUCAUGGUCAUCAUGCUCGGGAUUACAGCUCUCAUCUGGGACAACCUCAUCGCCGCCGACCCUCACUGCUGUCAGAGUUUCAGCCGGGGAUUGAGAGGGGACAAGAACAGCAUAUACGGUAUGAGCACAUCUACCUGCCUGAGCACAGCGGCCAAUCUGAGGUGGAGUAUGCCGAGAUCAAACGCCCGCGGUUAGAGAUGGCCCCAGAGAGCCUGAUACGCCCCACAUCCCACCGGCCGUCACUGCCUUUGGGGGGGGUGGAGGACCUAGCAAAGGAGCGUGGAGGUGGCAUGGGGAAGUUGGAGCCCAUCUCUCCUGUGAGUCCCAUCACCAUGGACCCUGACUUGGACCUGGUGCCAACCCGCUUUUCCAAAGAGGAGCUGAUUCAGAACAUGGACCGCGUGGACCGAGAGAUCACUAUGGUGGAGCAGCAGAUCUGCAAGCUUCGAAAGAAACAGCAACAGCUGGAGGAGGAGGCAGCAAAGCCCCAUGAGCCAGAGCGGCCCAUUUCCCCACCCCCGAGCGAGGCCAAGCACCGCAGCCUGGUGCAGAUCAUCUAUGACGAGAACAGGGUGAAAAAAGCUGAAGAGGCUCAUAGGAUACUCGAGGGACUGGGACCCCGGGUGGAACUGCCUCUAUACAAUCAACCCUCAGAUACUAAACAGUACCAUGAGAACAUUAAAAUUAACCAGGCCAUGAGAAAGAAGCUCAUCUUGUAUUUCAAGAGAAGAAAUCAUGCCCGGAAGCAGUGGGAACAAAAAUUCUGCCAACGUUAUGACCAGUUGAUGGAGGCCUGGGAGAAGAAAGUGGAGCGCAUUGAGAACAACCCACGUCGCCGGGCCAAGGAGAGCAGAGUGCGUGAAUAUUAUGAAAAACAGUUCCCAGAGAUCCGGAAGCAGAGGGAGCUGCAGGAACGCAUGCAAAAUCGAGUUGGGCAGCGUGGAGGUGGUCUGGCGUCUGCAGCUCGAAGUGAACAUGAGGUCUCUGAGAUCAUUGAUGGGAUUUCAGAACAUGAGAACACAGAGAAACAAAUGCGGCAGUUGGCAGUCAUCCCUCCCAUGCUGUUUGAUGCUGAACAGCAACGUAUCAAGUUUAUCAACAUGAAUGGACUAAUGGAUGACCCCAUGAAGGUGUACAAGGACCGCCAAGUCAUGAACAUGUGGAGUGAGCAAGAAAAGGACACUUUUAGAGAGAAAUUCAUUCAGCACCCCAAAAACUUUGGCUUGAUUGCAUCAUUUCUUGAGAGAAAGACUGUGGCAGAGUGUGUACUUUUUUACUAUCUUACCAAAAAGAAUGAAAACUACAAAAACAUUGUACGGCGAAACUUCAGACGCCGGGGAAGAAGCCAGCAUGGACAGCAACAACAACAGCAGCAACAAGUGAACCGUAACAACCAGGAGGAAAAAGAAGCUGCAAGGGAGGAGGACAAGAAUGAAGCAGAGGACAAGGAUGAUGGAAUGAAGGAUGACACGUCUGGAGAGGAUGCAGAGGACAAGGAGCCCACAGUGGCUUUUAAGGGUCGACGUACAGCCAACAGCCAGGGCCGCCGUACGGGCCGCAUUACCCGCUCCAUGACCAGUGAAGUGGAGGAAACAUCUGCACCACCUGUCAACAAUGAACUUGCCAAUCUGGAAAUGAAUGAGAGCUCACGAUGGACUGAAGAAGAAAUGGAGACUGCUAAAAAAGGGCUUCUCCAAUAUGGUAGGAACUGGUCUGCCAUCGCCAAAAUGGUGGGAUCCAAAACUGUGUCACAAUGCAAGAACUUCUACUUCAAUUACAAGAAAAGGCAGAAAUUGGAUGAGAUUCUGCAGCAGCAUAAAAUGAAAUCUGAAAAGGAGCGGAAGGCUCGCCGUAGGGGUAAGACUUCACAGAGUGAGGAAGCCAAUGCCCAGUUUGCAGCUGAAGAGGAGGAGAUGGAGGGUUCAGGGGGCAGUGGCAAUGAAGAAGAGGCCCCUGAGGAUGGAGAAGGUGGAGCUAACAAUAGCUCUGACACAGAAAGUUUGCCUUCCCCACAUUCAUCAGAGGACAGCAAGGCAAAGGAAGAGGGUGCAAGCAAGUCAAAGCCCAGCGCCAACACUGGGGACAAGGAUGGGGCCGGGUCAGACUCCGCUCAGACAGAGGAUGAGAAGCCUGUAGUUAAAGAGGAUGCUGAUACUUCUGUUAAACUGGAGAUAAAAACUGAGACUGGAGAAGGCAGUAAGGAGCCUCUAGCAGCAGUCAGUGACACACAGGACAAAAAACCCCCCACCACAGAGACUGAGGAAGGCAAGCCCUCCACAAAGAGCUCUAAGAAGGACCAUAGCGCCAAAGCAGGCUCUCACAGAGACAGUGACUCUAGUGCCACAUGCAGUGCUGAUGAAGUUGAGGAGACUGACAGCAAUGAGAAGUCCAGAAUAACGUCACCAAGGCCAAGCUUACUCAACUAUUCCCACGAUGGGGUCAUAUCGUCACCAAUACAGAAACCAAUGGACCUGAAGCAGCUGAAACAGAGAGCUGCUGCUAUCCCACCCAUUAUGCCAGAGGCUUCAGUACAAGGUAAUCAACGCAGUGGUGCAGGCAAGGCGGCUCUCCCCCCGCACGCCUAUGAACUGUUACAGCGACAGAUCACCAGGGCUCACGGGGAGUCCUCUCAGGAGGUCAAAGCCCAGCAGCAGGCCCUAAGCACCCCAGGAAAAGGGCAGCCAUACCCCCCACAGGCUGAGCGUGACAGCAGCCCUCGCGUCCGUCCUCGCAGCCCCACCAGCUGCGACAAGGAUGAGAAGUCCAGACCUUAUUCCCCUCACAGUGAAGCUAAGAAACAGGCACUUGGCCCCGAUGACCCUAGGACUUCCUCUUUAGGUCGUCCUGUAUUGUCCCCAUACCCAGUGUCCCCUCGCGACAUGGCCAAGAUCAGCCAUGACCAACACCUGCUCCACUACAACUCAUUUCAGCAGUCAGGCCACGCUGCACUUGGUUUGCCCCAAGAAAGCAGCAGGUUAGCAACAGUAAGACCUAUGUCAAUGCCAGAGCCGCCACCUCUUAUUUCAUCCAGCAAACCAGGAGGUUCAAUAACUGAGGGCACACCAGUACAACUUCACAGUCCAGCUCACAAUUUGGAUCACAGUAAAGCAACUUCUUCACAGAUGUCUUGGGUUGAUCCAAGGAAAACUGGGGCCUAUCCAGUUGUGAAGCAGGAGCAGCUGUCCCCGCGGAGCUCCUCAUCCCAGGCUGAGACUUCCCAGGGGGCGUCCCAUGACAGUACACGAGCUUCCCAUGCAGCUGUGCAGGGGGGUAGUAUUACAAAGGGCAUCCCUGGGACUAGAAUGCAUCCAGAACCAAUUUCCUAUAGAGGAGGCUCCAUUACUAAGGGCACUCCAGCUGAUGUGCUGUAUAAAGGAACCAUCACUCGUCUAAUCACAGAGGACAGUGCCAACCGCGCAGAGAGGGAGCGGGACGAGGCACUGUCCAAGGGCCAUGUGCUGUACGAGGGCAUCAGUGGGCACAUUCUCACUUAUGAUCGCCCACCUUCUCAGCCACCUAAAGAUGAGAGCAGAGGUGCAGCUGAAGUCCCUGGUCUCAAACGGCCCUAUGACGUCAUGGAGGGGGGCAUCAGCAGAGGGCUGCCAAUCAGGGAUUCGCUGUCUGCUGCCAACUGUGAGGGCCUGAUUGGUCGAGCUUUGCCCCAUGACCGAGACAGUGCACACCAUAACCCUUAUAAGGAUGCCCAUCAUAACCGGGGGUCUAUUUCUCAAGGCAUACCGCGCCAUCUGGACACUCAGGAUGUUUAUCUGAGGAGGGAGGCUAAACAGAUGAAGCGGGAGGGUUCCCCGCCGCGUGCCCCUGGCUCCCUGUCAGACCCACUGAAGGGCAGGGACCCAAUGGUACCCACUGUGAAAGAACCCGGGCGCUCCAUCCAUCUUAUUCCCAAGGAAGGCAUUAUAUCUCAGGUGGCUCCAAUCAAGCAAGACUCCCCUGCUUCAGGAAAGCGUCAUGAUGUUCGCUCUAUCAUGGCUAGUUCUCCACGCUCCUACCAUAAUACUCCCCCGCACAUGGAUGUCCGUGGGGAGAGGGCUCGGUAUGAAGAGCCUAAAGGCCGUCCCAGUGCUGUUGUUAGCACAGCCAGUCCUAUGGCCCGAUCUUCACCACUCACUCUUGGGGCGGAGCAAGGUAAGGCCCACCAUAGUCCAGUGGGCUACGAUGAGAAGGGCCCUUUAAGGAGUUCCUAUCCUGGGCCCUCACACCGUGGCUCUCCACUCUCAAGAGAGGGAGGACAGAGGCAGCAUGAUGGUUCAAAUAAGAAUCCUUCUCAGGAGAGGAAGGCCACACCCACCCCAAGAGAGAUGAGCGCUACAAAGUCUCCUCUCCCAGGUGUCUCAGACCAGCAGACCUAUGAGCGUCUGCUGCAUGGGCUUGGAGCUGCUGAGGUCUACCGCCAAAUUCCUCUACCUUUUGAUCCAGCAACACUUCCCCGCGGCAUCUCCAUUGACCCAGCUGCCUACUAUUUGCCUCGCCACCUUGCACCAAACCCAGCAUACCCUCACCCUUACCCCUACCUCAUCCGAGGUUUCCCGGACACUGCAGCUUUGGAGAAUCGUCAAACUUUGUUCAACGAUUACAUCACCUCUCAGCAAAUGCACCAGUGGCCUGCAGCGGCUGCAAUGGCUGCCCAGCGCUCAGAUCUACUUAGAGGCCUUGCUCCACGAGACCAGCUACCCUUACCCUACACCACACCACCUCGUGCAAUCCUAGAUCUGUCUCAGGUGACCCCACACUUGCCUGUCCUGGUCCCUCCACCUGCAGGGGCAGGAGGCUCUCCGAUGGAGCGCAUCACAUACCUGCCUGGGACUAGUCCCUCAUUCCCGGGCAGGCCUUACACCACCUCUCCCAUUUCACCAGUUGGUUCAUCCCACAUAAACAAGAUGCAAAGUUCAUCAUCUGAACGUGAGCGUGAAAGGGAGCGCGAGCGUGAAAGAGAGCGUGACCGGGAUAGAGAGAGGGAUCGGGACAGAGAAAGAGAGAGAGAACGAGAGAGGGAGAGAGAAAGGGAUCGAGACAGAGAGAAGAGCUCUCAUGGAGUUGUGGAGCAUGCGCCAAUUUGGAGACCUGGUACUGAGCACUCUGCAGGCAGUAGCAGUAGUGGAGCCAGGGCCUCCUCUCAGCCCUACAGCCACCAGCACUCUCCAGUAUCUCCUCGAAACCAGGACAACGUGCAGCAGCGGCCAAGUGUCUUACACAACACAGGGGGCAAGAGUCUGUCUGUCAGUGAACACGCCAGUUCAUCUGUUCUGCGAUCCAUGCCCCCAGGCUCAGGGCGUUACCAGAAUUACCCUGGCCACAUGAGAACAGGAUUGCCACCUGAGGCCUUCCCACCUAGUACUGACUCUGCCAAAGAGCAGAGCCGUGAUGGCAGCAAAAGCAGAGGAAUUCCCAAGCAUGUCCCAGAGCAGCAUGGACCAUCAAGUAAAUCUGAGUCCAAGUUGUCGAGCCACAGCCCAGCAGGAAUGUACCCCUCUCCUUAUUCCUCUGCAGCGGGCCGACUUGCGCUGCCACCCCAGCCGGAGAACCCUCCAGGUCGUGGAGAAAGUGGUACUCCAAGUAGGGAAAAGACUCAAAACAAACCGAUGUCCAUUCAGGAACAAGAGCUCCGAGCACUCGGCCAGAAAAUGGAACCUCACAAUAUGUACCGUCCUCCAUCAGUAGAGAGGAUGUCUCCAGGCCAACAGCCUCCAUCUCCCUGUGUCAAAGGCAGUCAAAGAGUUGUAACUCUGGCCCAGCACAUCAGUGAGGUUAUAACUAAAGACUACACAAGGCAGAGCCAACAACAGCAGAGCUACCAUGGUUCUCCAGUCUUGGAUCUGACCCGUCCACCCAGUGCCUCACAACCCCCUUCAACUCAACAGGACACAGGAGGGCGGUAUUCAGAUAGCCUUGGAGGAGAAAGAAACAGAGACAGGUCCCCAUCUCAACCCAAGUCAUCCCCUGUCAGUGUUUCAAAUGAUGGCAUUGAGCCUGUUUCUCCAGCUGGAGCCAACUCGGAUCCUGAUGCCCAGGGAAGCGCUGCAUACCCCAAUGAGCAGGCAGAACAAGGCAUUGGCUCCCGGUCCCCUCCCAAUGCCUCCCAACCACCAGCUUUCUUUAGCAAGCUCACAGAGAACACCUCAGCUAUCGUCAGGUCAAAGAAACAAGAGAUAACCAAGAAGAUGACCGUUGUGGGAAAUGAAAAUGAUUUCAAUGCUGGUCAGCCAGGGACUGAGAUCUUCAAUAUGCCAGCAUCCACGGGUGCAGGACCAGUGAAUGUGCGCAGCCACCCUACCCCAGAAGCCCCUGGGAAUUCCAUCGGUCUGGAAGCCAUCAUCCGAAAGGCCUUGAUGGGCAAAUAUGACGACCAGUCUGAGGAUCGCUCUCCAUCCAACCCUGGCUCCAGUGGCCCGGCAGCUGGUGUGGAUGGCCGUGCUGAAGAUAGUUUCGCUCAAGGAGGAGCAAAGUCCUCAAAGGGCAAUGGACGCUCUAAUGGUCGCAAAACCAAGUCCCCAGGACCGGGCUUGUCUGGAGGAGAACGUCCCUCCUCUGUUUCCUCUGUCCACUCUGAGGGAGACUAUAACAGGAGGACCCCACUCAGCAACAGGGUGCUAGAAGAAAGGCCAUCAUCUACAGGUUCCACUCCCACACCCUAUCCCUAUAACCCUCUGACCAUGCGGUUCCCCAGUGGGACAGUGUCUGCUCCCUCUCCAGGACAGGGCGCUCCUGGCCCUGGAGCACAGGGGCGCUGGGAGGAGGAGCCUAAGCCUCUGCUCAUGUCCCAGUAUGAGACGCUUUCGGACAGCGAAUGACCUGGACGUCACUACAGUCACCAUGUCGACACUACCAGUGCCACACCAUUCCUUCACUGUCCACAUUCAGUCAUCAGUCACUUGCCUCUUGUCCUCACACAAAGCACCACAGGGGCAGGACUGGAGCUCCUCGUGUCUUUUAUGCUUUCACCUUCUGCUCUCACUCCACCACUGGGCUCAAGGACGCAUCAUUGUUUAAACAGUUUCACGGGCCGUACCUUGACAGAUUCACUGAGCUGUUCCUCUGGCUGCUGGCUGCUCCUCUGGCUGCUGGACCUUGUAGGAAGGGUGUUGGUUUGGCCAGAGGCACAUGAUGAAUUGCUACCACUACACAAGUGUUAGAGAUGUGGGAGGGCCAAAGUGGCUUUGCUUAUUUGUCUUCUCCUUUUCUUCAGUUGAGUCUGUAGACAGUGAGCUGAACCUCAGUACAUUUUGAUGGUGGACAUUUGAUUGUGUCAUUUGUCGUCUGAUAUCUGCAGUGAUGUAUCUUGUUUUUGCAAGGUCUGGGGGUACAGGUUUUGUAGGAGGGUCAUAUCAUAGGUUUACAGGGUAACUUAACUGUUAUUGCUGAUGUCAUAUAUCUGAGAGGUCCCAGAGAAUAGGCCUGUUGACUUCAGUCCUCUAAAUGUGCGGAGAUAAUGGCACCGACACAAGUGACACUUUCUCACUGUUUUUAUAAUAACCAUGUCUGUGUUUGUUUUGGAUGUUAAGCACUUAGCUGGAAGUCUCCUCAGUGUUUUUUUUAUUAAUCAUAUUUACAAGGCGGAUGAAAAAUGGAUUCAGAAACAGCGUAGCCAUUUCUUUCUGGAACUUUCCAAUGCAACCGUUUUUGAUGUUGCCACUGAAACCUUCAGUGUCCCCCCCCCCCCCCCCACACACUCAAAACGACAAUCACACUUUUGACCGAUAAGUACGCUGCUCGGAGCAAAUGCAUCCCAACCCUAAGGCUGCUUGGAGAUGAACCUCUCAGACACAUCACUUGGACUUUGUGUGAUUUAAAGAUGUGACAAAGAAGCCAUCUUUUUCCUGACCCUGGACUGACGCAGCAUGACUUUUACUUUGCUUCAGAUGUGACUGUCAUUGUCCGGCUGUGGUGAAACUGAAAACAAUUCCUCUUUCACUUUGUACAUUUAUAGUGUUAAGUGCCAUUUAUUUUACAUAAACAGUACUGAAAUUACAGAGUGACGCACAAACUCUUUGGUUCAACCCAGAUACAUGGGGUUACAGGGAUAUUGCAAACUCCAACAUUUUUUGUGUUUUUUUCUCAAAUUUAUUACAGCCCUAGCUUUUAUUUGAAGGUGAUGCCUAAUAUCACAGGACCAUUAUUGCAACUGUUAAGAUCUCUCCACUUGACACACUUGGUUCAAAGAAAUGAAGGGGGAAGCCCUUAAAAGCUUCCUGGUAGUCCUCUGUAACCACCCAUGCAUUAAGUUGUUUUUACUCCCAGUAUUUAAUUUUUUUUAAGUUGCUGAGUUUGUCACAGUGGAGAUUCACAACACAUGACUGUUAUAGGACUACCUCCUCUCCCUCCUUUGUGCUACCUGUUGACGGUGGUGGUUAAGCAUGCCACAUCUCAGCUCUUGUGUUGUUUUUGGCUGGACUGAUAAAACAUGUGUUUAUUUGUUUGAUUAAAAAAAUAUAGGCAGGCUUUGUAUAUAUAAGCCUGCUUUGGUAUGCUAUGUGUAUUCACAGAUGUUAAGAAUGUGACAGCAAACUAAAAAAAACAAAAACAAAGCCAUAUCCAUUUUCCCUCAAACAAGAGAUUGAGUUUUGUUUUUAAAGGUAUAUUGAAACACUUAAAAAACACACACAUCACGUUUCGUAGUUUGUUUGACUUCACGUUUUUCUUUGUUUCUGUAAAAAUGAAUUAAGUCUACAGUAGAUAGUUCCCUGCACUGUCCAGCGGUGAGUGGGUGGGUGAAUGGGGGAUUGAGAAAACAGUACAAUGUUCAACCAUUUUGUGCAUACAGAUUUUUUUUUAAAAUAUAACCCACUGUAUAAUAGCAAGGAUUGUAUAUAAAACUGAAGAGAUGUAAAUAUUUAUGUGGCUUGCUUUAAGGUUGGUAUUACAGAAAAAAUGUUCACAUGGUUUAAUUACUACAUGCCACCAGCAAGCUUUGUGGAUAGCAGUGUAAAAACGAAAACAAAAGACACUGCCUUAAUGUUUAAAUAAAAAGCUUAUUGCCAUUCA